CCCUGUUUUACAUGUUAUUUCGUAAGAAAGAGAGAACUCAAGCCUCUCUAGAAAUCAACUGAUAAACGACACGAGACGUGUUUCUAUACUUUCUUAUUAGUAAGAAUAAUUAGCAGCCAAUGUGGCAAACCUAAACACCGAAGCAGAUAUACGAGGGCCAAGUAUGAGUUCUGGCUUAAUUCUUGCAGGCCUUGGAUUGGCAGCAGUAGGGUUUGCAGGUCGCUAUGCGAGUCGUCAUGCUAAAACAAUGGGCCAAACACUAAAGAAACAAAUGGAUUCAAUUCCUAGUGGGUCCUUUAGUAAAUAUUACAAAGGUGGUUUCGAACCCAAGAUGUCUAAACGGGAGGCUGGCCUAGUUCUUGGAGUCAGUCCAAGCAGUAGUCCAGCUAAAAUGAAGGAAGCUCACAAGCGAAUAAUGUUAUUGAACCACCCAGACAGAGGUGGUUCACCAUAUUUAGCUGCCAAAAUUAAUGAAGCAAAAGACCUUUUAGAGAAGAAAACAAUGUCAUGACAAUAUACAAGAAAAUGAUGCUAUGAAUAUAGACAAAAAACCUGUAGUGAUAAUAGACAAUAAAACCUGGUCAUGAUAACAGACAUUAAAACCCUGUCAUGAUAAUAGACAAUAUGCCAUCAUGCCAUGAAUAUAGACAAGGAAAAAAUAUUAUGAUAAAAGACAGUGGAACCAUGUCAUUAUAAUAGACUAUGAUGACACAGUGGCCAUGUUGUAUCAGCUCUAAAGAGAAGGAACUUUUCUGAGACUCUUGGCACUAGUUUAUAUACUGUUAACUCAUUUAAGAUGAACAUUCAGAUAUAAUCACAGUCCAAAUGGAGAUUCAUGAUACAUGACUUAAGUGGAUGUCUGGAUGAUGUCAUUUUAUGGCCGAUUUUCAAUUCAGUUCAAUUUAUUUCAUAUUUUAGAUUAAAAUUAGAAUAAAAUUAGAAAAACUUGGGUUUAUUUAAAUACUUCAAAGAAAAUAGCAGUAAAGAAUGGCAUGAAGAAGGAUAUGUUGGAAAAAAUAGAGUGAAUGAGAAUUAAUAACAAAUAUGUAACAUGUAAAUGAUGCAAUAAAUGUAAAAAAUGUAUAGUUUAUAACAUUUGACCCUUUAGUGUUCUGCGCCGUGCCUCUCUUCACAAAAUCUAGCACUGGUAACUAGCAAC
This is a messenger RNA of Owenia fusiformis, 1159 nucleotides long. NCBI's taxonomy places the organism in Eukaryota, Metazoa, Annelida, Polychaeta, Sabellida, Oweniidae. The record is from the annotation of a GenBank genome assembly.